GACAUCGUAUUGUGCGGUAAAUCCGGAAGAUUAUCAUGCUGAAAAUAAUCCCGAGUCCGCUGUCAAAUUGACGGUGUCCAAACAAAAAGCAGGCAGAUCACUUCGCAGCUGUGAAUAGUUUGGAACACUUGCAGACAUCAAAACCAGCAGAGCGAUAUGGAAGAGUCCCAGAAUACAGCUGUAGAUCUGAGUGAUAUGAUCGUGGGCUUCAUAGGAGGUGGCAAUAUGGCACAGUCCAUCAUCAAGGGACUACUGAGGGAAAACGUCUUUAGACCUGAACAGUUUAUCAUCAGUGCACCGAGCGACAGGAAUCUCAAGAAGUGCAGGGACUUGGGACUCGGAGUGACACGCAGCAACACAGAAGUUGCCGAUUCAAGCAGCUUUUUCUUCCUAGCCUGUAAGCCGUAUCACAUGGUCGAUGUGAUGGCGGAGAUUGAGUCAUUGGUGGGUAGAGGCCGGCUCGUUAUUCCUAUCAGUGUUGGGACACCGGUUGAAAUGUUUGAAAAGGGAUUGCCAAAUGCGCACGUUAUCCGCGUCAUGCCCAGCCUGCCCAAUGAAGUUGCCGCUGGCAUCGCAGCGUACACGUCCUCCAGCAAAGCCACACCGGAUGACAAAGCCAUCGUUGAGGCCAUUUUUAAACCCCUCGGCGUCUGUGAGGAGGUGAAGGAGUCAAUGUUGGAUAUUACGGCGCAGCUCGGCGGAGCUGCGUGUGCAUGGCAUGCCAUGAUUAUUGAGGCUCUGGCUGACGGCGCGGUCAAGAUGGGACUGCCUCGCGACCUAGCCAACAAGCUGGCUCCGCAAUCAAUGCUGGGCGCAGCAAAACUGAUUGUGGAAACAGGCAUCCAUCCGGCCCAAGUGAAAGACAACGUGACGUCGCCCGGGGGUACGACCAUACGCGGGGUCCACAUCAUGGAGCAACGUGGCGUACGAGGGGCCAUGAUGGACGCAGUUGAGGGCGCUGUUCUGUACGCGAGAGAAAUCGCCAAACAGUGACGGAGAAAGGAAACUAAUUUAGAUUAGAUUUUGGUAAUCCGUUGAGGAACGGUAGUAGGAUGCACUGUGUAGCCUAUGAAAGAGAAACAAAAGCAGUAUGUGUGUGCUCUGGUUUUAUAGUGCAAAUGACUGUUGUCGAGUCCAUCACACGUCCUCGCAAAUCCUUCAUUUAAGAUCACAUUUCAGAUUUUUUUCGAGACCUCCAUUCCACUCAGUGGCCUUGUAUUGUGAACAAAAUUACUGAAAGUCCACGUUACCUUUUUACAAACUGUAGUUUUAAAGAAUAUAUAAAAUAAUUUUUGUUUUUCUGUUUUAUUCUGUUGUGAAACAAGGUGAUAUGUAUCAAUUUCAUCUAUAGUUACUCUAGAAGUAAAGAAAAUUUAUUUUUCAAGUUGGAGUCUAUCGACAGAGCAUUACGGACACGUAUUUGUUCCUGUCAAACAUAUUUGUAAUGAUUGUGAGACUGAUAGCAUACUUUUUAUAACAGUGAAUGUUAGUUUGGAAUUUGCAAUAUUAAAGUCAGGUGUUUUCUGGCACACCAAAGAUCAAUUCCUUUCAUACGAGAAGAAAUUAGUUUAAUUACGAAGGACAAUUUAAACACUCGUUCAUUGGUCAAUAUUCCAUCAAGAAUACAAACAAAUAAAUUACUGAACAAAUAACAUUUUUUUUUUUUAAAUGAGAGUUUUAUUUACUUAUGUAGACAAAAAUCAUGAUGUGUGAUACAAAUAUUAUUGAAUAAAUCUAGGGUUUAUAUCACGCAUGUUAAAAGUAGAUGAUCCAUGGGGUCUAGCAUUUACACAGCUUAAAUAAAAACACUUCAAAAGUGAAAACAAAAACUGAAA
Patiria miniata (bat star) is the source of this 1835-nucleotide messenger RNA. RefSeq names its product pyrroline-5-carboxylate reductase-like. Gene Ontology annotation, molecular function: pyrroline-5-carboxylate reductase activity. NCBI's taxonomy places the organism in Eukaryota, Metazoa, Echinodermata, Asteroidea, Valvatida, Asterinidae. The record is from RefSeq and is a predicted model, not a curated record. The transcript has 8 exons. Bases 157 to 993 code for a protein of 278 amino acids. Gene Ontology annotation, biological process: L-proline biosynthetic process.